Messenger RNA from Mastomys coucha (southern multimammate mouse), 2607 nucleotides. It is a transcript of the gene Mettl25b, whose product is annotated as ribosomal RNA adenine dimethylase domain containing 1. NCBI's taxonomy places the organism in Eukaryota, Metazoa, Chordata, Mammalia, Rodentia, Muridae. The transcript is spliced from 8 exons. Bases 1127 to 2455 code for a protein of 442 amino acids. The record is from RefSeq and is a predicted model, not a curated record.
GAUUAGGAGCCCACUGGAGAGAAAAUUUGGAGACAGCUUUUAUCACUUCCUAACAAGGAAAGCUGAAGACUAGAAUGAUACUUGGGGUUUGUUUGUUUGUUUAUUUUGUAACCCCACAACCAACAUUUGGGCCGUGCUGCAGUUGCGUAGAAACAUACGAGAAACAAGAUGUUCCAGAACAUAUUCUCCACUAAAAGGCAAUAAAGAGUGGGUCGGUGAAGAGGAAAAACUUGGCCAAAUGUUGUGUACACUUUUUGUUUUUGUUUUUGUAUUUUGUUUUUUAAAAUUUAAAUUUAUUAUGUAUAUAGUGUUCUGCCUGCAUGUGUGCUUGCAAGCCAGAAGAGGGCACCAGAUCUCAUUAUAGAUAGUUGUGAGUCACCAUGUGGUUGCUGAGAAUUGAACUCAGGGCCUUUGUGAGCCCUCUCUCCAGCCCACCCCCACUCCCCCACCCUGUGAUGUACACUUGUAAUCCUGGCACCUAAGAACUAGAUGAAGGAGAAUCAGAAGUUCAAGGUUCACCUGGGCUACAAAACAAGUUCCAGGGCAGCCUGGACUGGAUGAUGUUACUCUAAAAAAAAAACAGGGCAGACGUACAUAAAAUUACCGUCCUGUAAUCUUGCCCCUCAGAACACUGAGGCAGAAUAAUUGUCUUGAUUUGCAGCCAACUCAAACGAAUGCUCAGACUUGUCUCAUUUUCUCCCAAGCCCCAUUCACACACAUAGAAAAGCACCUACAAGGCUUGGGGUGCGGUGAUUCUCAACCUUCGUAAUCCUGCAUCCCUUUAAUACAGUUCCUUAGGUUGUGAUCUCCAACUAUAAAGUCAUCUUUUGUUGCUACUCUAUAACUAAUUUUGCUCCUGUUUUGAGUCGUAAAUACCUGAUAUGCAGGAUAUCUGAAAUGUGAACUUCCCCCUUAGAGGUCCCAACCCACAGGUUGAGAACCGCUGUUCUGAAGUAAAUGCUUGUCCAGGACUGUUAUUAAAAGCAUUUUUUGCUUUUUCAGAGGACCAGUUCUGUCCCUGGCACCCGUACAACUGGCAACUCACAGCCAUCUGUAACUCUAGCUCCUCUGGCUUCCAUGGGCCCCUGCAUUCACAGGCACAUACGAAUCCAUAGAUGAAACACACAUGAACAUAAUAGAAUUUUUCACGGACAGCCUGUGGGGCACACUUCCCCACUCAUGGCAAGAAGCACUGGAUGGACUGAACCCACCACAGCUGGCCACUCUGCUGCUGGGGAUGCCCAGGGAAGGGGAGGAGAUCAGGUACAGGUCUGUGUGGCCACUCACCCUGCUGGCCCUGAAGUCCACAGCUUGUGCCCUCGCCUUUACCCGGACACCUGGCUUUCACACCCCAUCAGAGUUCCUGGAGAACCCCAGCCAGAGCUCCCGACUAACAGCUCCUUUUUGGAAACAUGUCAAGCCCAAGAAGCAGCAUGAGAUCCGGAGGCUGGGAGAGUUGGUGAAGAAGCUUAGUGAUCUCACUGGCUGCACCCAAGUUGUGGAUGUGGGCUCAGGCCAGGGCCACCUCUCCCGCUUUAUGUCUCUGGGGCUGGGGCUGAUGGUGAAGAGCCUUGAAGGGAAUCAGAGGUUGGUAGAGAGAGCUCAGCGUCUAGACCAGGAGCUUCUGCAGGCUCUGGACAAAAUGGAGAAGAGGCAGCCAAAGAUGGCGCAAAGAGGCCCUCGCCACCGGCCCCACCACGUGGUUCAGUGGGUCAGCCCCACAAGUCUGUGUGAGGAGCUUCUGCUUCCUCUGGAAAUACCAGGCCAGAGUAGUGCACGUCUGCUACUUACAGGCCUUCAUGCUUGUGGGGAUCUUAGUGUUGCCUUGCUGAGACACUUCUGCUGCUGUCCUGAAGUGGUGGCCCUGGCUUCAGUGGGCUGCUGCUACAUGAAACUCAGUGACCCGGGCAGCUACCCACUGAGUCAGUGGAUAGCUGAGCUGCCUGGCCAUGAACUACCCUACAGGCUCCGGGAGGGUGCCUGCCAUGCUCUGGAGGACUAUGCGGAGAGAUUACAGAAAGCAGGGCCUGACUUGCAAACACACUGCUUCCGUGCAGCACUGGAGACGGUCAUCCGACAAGCCUGCCCUGAGCUUCGGAGGCCUGGUGUGCAAGGAAUCCCCAGGGUUCACGAACUCAAGAUUGAAGAAUAUGUGCAACAAGGGUUAGAGCGAGUAGGUCUGGACCCCCAGCUGCCUUUGGAUCUGGCUGCCCUCCAGGCCCACCAGGCCCAAGAGAACCGUGUGGUGGCCUUCUUCAGCUUGGCCCUCCUGCUGGCCCCACUGGUAGAGACAUUGAUUCUGCUGGAUCGGAUGCUCUAUCUUCAGGAGCAAGGUUUCUAUGCUGAGCUCUUGCCCAUCUUCAGCCCUGAACUCUCUCCCAGAAAUCUGGUUCUGGUGGCCACCAAGACGCCCCUGGGUCAGGCCUUCUCCACUCUUGAGACUGAAGACAGCUGACAGUCUGAAACUACCAGUAACAAUAUGGCUAGAUACCAUAAUUUGUCACCAUUUAGAGUGCCCUGCAUCUUGCUGGGAUUCUGGUUCUUUGCAGACUUCAGAUUUGUAUCCUUUCUUUCCCUUCACAUAAUUAUUAAAACUCUUAAAACUUG